GACCCCUUUCCUCGGAAGAGCACGAGGAGGGCCCUCAUCGGGUUUCAGCUGCAGAGUUUCGGAUUGGAGGCUGCCGCAGAUGGAGUUGGCUGAUGAAUCCCGCAGAAAGGCAGAAGAACAGAGAAAAGUUCAGUUGGAGAAACGAAAGCAGGAGGAUGAAUUAAAGCAAGUCAUGCAACAGGAAAAGCAUUUGGAGCGCAUCAAGGAACAAUGGAAGAGUUCUUCUUCAAAGCGGAAAGAGAAACCGACUGAAGAUGAGGAGGGGGGGAAAAGAGGAGGAAAGGGGGAAAACGGAGGAGGAAAGAUAAGAAAUCACGCUAUGAAUCCGAGGAAGCAGAAGCUGAGGCAGACGAUCAAGAGGAGAUGGAUUAUGAUGACAACAGAGAGCAGUAUAAUCAGACAAAUGAUGUCGACGACAAAGAAGACGCUCCUCAAGAUCUUCUUGCAGCAGCUGGGCUAGAAGAUAAAAGAGAAAAGUUGAUGAAGAAACAAAAAGAUGAUAGAUUAAGAGAAAAGUAGCCGAGCGACCUCCCCUCGACUGAUCGUAGUUCAGAACAACGAAGCUGCCGUUGGCGUCGGUGCUUGGGUUUGGAGUCCUUCUGUGGGCUUCUUUGACGUCGUCUACGGUGACGUGGAGACGGGUCUCGGCGGCGGUCCGUGCGGCGGCAGUGGCGGCGGCGGCUCGA
Molecule: messenger RNA, 686 nt
Organism: Salvia miltiorrhiza (redroot sage)
Lineage: Eukaryota; Viridiplantae; Streptophyta; Magnoliopsida; Lamiales; Lamiaceae
Product: protein CTR9 homolog
Exons: 3
Coding region: 80-460 (126 amino acids)
Source: RefSeq, a predicted model, not a curated record